Messenger RNA from Paramecium sonneborni, 2622 nucleotides. The record is from the annotation of a GenBank genome assembly. NCBI's taxonomy places the organism in Eukaryota, Ciliophora, Oligohymenophorea, Peniculida, Parameciidae.
AUGAUUAGAUAAUAAUCUAUAAUCUCAGCAGAGUAUUUAGUCUUUGAUACAAUCCAUCUCAUCAAAAAAGGGCAAUACAAACAAUGUGUUGCUAAAAUUAAUAAACUAGUAUUCGAUCCUAUAUUGGCCCAAGGUUAACCAUAAUUACUAUAAUUGCAAAUCUAAUUAUGUCGUCGACUCUUAUAUUGCUCUAAUAAAAUCCUUAAAAAGUAACAUCUACUCAUCAUACUAAUAGAUACUUUCUAAAAUUUUCAGAAAAAUCUCAUAAAAUUCAUCCGUUACUUAAUCGAUCGAUUGAAUUGUGUUUCCAUUACAUACAAUUUUUGGAAAUAUAUGAAAAAGAAAAUGUAAAAUUGGACACCUCUCCUUUAGUAUCACCAUCUCCAACAUCUAAAAAAAAAUAACUUUUUAAAGAACUUUAUACAGAAUAAUUGAGUUUGGCUCAUAAAAUGGAAAUGUUUUUCUCCCAAGAUAUUGUUAAUAAUUAUGUUUAGAAAUCAAACAUUUGGUUUAAAGACCAUUAUCAGAAUUGUUACAUAUAACUUAUAGAAACACUCUUAAAUGCAUAUAGAUAUCAUAAAUAUAAUAGAAGUCAUUAUCCAUCUCUCUAUUUACAUCUCUUAACUUAAUUAAUGAGUUACAACAAAAAAUAGAAUUCAAAUAACCAAAAAAAUAUAAAACUUUCUCUUUUAAAAGGAGAAAUGUUAAUACUUGUAGGCAAUGCAUAUUUUGAAUUUAGUAUAAAUUUAUUUUAAAUCUUUAAGAUGAUUAUUAAAAAGCAGAAUAAAAUUAUCUUUGCUCAAUAGAUGAAACCAUAACAUCAGUUAGAUGUUUAUUAGAUGAUAUUGAUAAGUUAAAAAUAAAUGUUGAUUCUUAAAUUGUAAAAAUAUCAUUAUCAAAAUUGAUAAGCCAAAUUAUCAUAAGUUUAGAUUUAUAAUCUUUACUUAAUUUUUAGAUUGAACAUUAUAAUCGUUGCAUUGAAAUCAACAUACUUUCACAUUUGUUUAAUAAGAUUUUAUUCUAUUUUGAUGCUUGCAAAGAACUUCAACAACAUUUAGAAACUAAAACAAUUGAAAUAAAAGAUAAUUAUAAAGAUUAUGUUCAGGAAACAACAGAAAUAUGUAAGUUGCUUUCGUUAAUCUUUUAAAUUCCAUUAAAAUAACAUCAAUAAAAUUUUAAUCUAUCUAUUCAAAUUGAAUAACUAUCAUAAACUGAUCAAUAUUAACAUAAAUUAUUUGAUAAAUAUGAAUAUGGAAAAGAUAACAAUAAUUUUUUUAUAAAGAAUAAAGAAUUACCACCUAAACCUAAACAGUUAUCUUCGUUAUCAACUCUUGAAAAUGCAGGAUUAGCAUAAUAAUAUUUUAUAAGGAAUUAGACAAUGAAGAAUUUUAAGUUAAAACAUAAUAAUUCUCAAUGUUCUAUAGAAUAAUCAUCUACUAAUUAUAAUGAUAGUCAAAUAUAAAAUAAAAUUGAUUAAAGUAGUUUGAGUUAAAUUGAUACAUCCAACAUUUCUAAAAUAAAAUUUGGUAUGACUCCAAAGAUGGCUCAUAGAUAAAGUUUUUUAAGUGAAUUAAUACAUUUGAGAAAUUAGGGAUAAAAAACUGAUAAAUCUGUUAUUUAGGAAACAGAAAUUGAAAGAAAUCAUAGAUAAUAAAAAGAGUUAUUAUAAAAAAUAAAUAAUAAAAGUAUAAAUUUUUAUUAUAAUAAAUAAUAGAUUUUUAUUAACCAUUAGAUUAAGUUAUUCAUACAUAUAUUAAUGAAAAUCUAACUAGUCAUUAAAAGUGUUAAUCACUAUAAGAAGUAAAAUAGAAUGCAAAAUUAAUUUGUUAAGCUGAAUCUGAAGUUCAUAAAGAAGUCCCUAUAACUAAAAGCUUACUUUAAGCUAGAAGAAUGACAUGUCCUUAAGGAGUUGUCGUUAAAGAUUAAAAUGCAGAUAAUGAAUUCAAUAAGUUAUUAGAGUUUAAUGUUAUUGAGUAUUUUGAUUUUGUUUAGACAAAUAAAGAUUAAGCUGUUACAAGUUUAAAGGCUCAAUAAGAAAGCUAACAAGUUAGAAUUGCUUAAUAAAAUUUAUUCUCAGAAAAUUUCAUUCCUAAAAAGAAAUUAAAUUUUAUUGAAAAUGAAGAAAUUAAAUAAUUAGAAUAAGCUUAAGUAAUUGCAUAACAAGCUGAAAAUCUUCUUAAAAGAACAUAAGAUAAACGAAAAUCUUCAUAAAAACAAUCUAGAAUAUCAAUAUUGUCUUUAAUGUAAGAUAAAGCAUUUAAAAAAUAAGAAACAAUAUAAAUUCCAAUUACUUAAGAAUAAGCUAUGGAAAAAGCUCGAAAUUCAAUUAAAUAAGUUAUCUCUCUAAAUGAGAAAUAAAAAGAAUAAUUCGAAGAGGAAGAUUAAUAAUUAAAGGAAGUAUUAUAUUUUAAAUAAAAAUUAAAGGCAGAAUUACCGUACAAAUUUAAAAGAUCUCUUUCUGGAAAGUAAAAUUAAAAGCAAGAGUUUAAAAGUAUUUUGAUUAAACAUGAAUUCGGUCAUCUCUGUUAAUCAACCAAAAAUAUAAGGGAAAAGGAUUUUAGCAUUCAUAAUAAUAAUAGUGAAUAAAAGUUAAAAGGAAUAAAUUUGGAAAAAAUUAAAUGA